Molecule: messenger RNA, 2203 nt
Organism: Diaporthe batatas
Lineage: Eukaryota; Fungi; Ascomycota; Sordariomycetes; Diaporthales; Diaporthaceae
Exons: 3
Coding region: 551-1462 (303 amino acids)
Biological process (GO): regulation of transcription by RNA polymerase II
Cellular component (GO): transcription regulator complex; PcG protein complex
Molecular function (GO): DNA-binding transcription factor activity, RNA polymerase II-specific; RNA polymerase II cis-regulatory region sequence-specific DNA binding
Source: RefSeq, a predicted model, not a curated record
ACCCGUCGUUCACGCUCGAGUACCCCGUACCUCUGCGCCCGCCGCCUGGCUGAGGAUCCCCUCCGUCCAAGGUCUCGUCGCAACCUCACAGCGACUUGGACGGUGACCCACACACAAUUUGUGACAGCUGCUAUUGCGGCAUCCGCGUCCAGGGAUCAACGGUCAUCGAUUUACGCUUGAUCGUCCCUGCCUCUCUACUUCGGGAGAUCUCAUUAGCAUGCCUCUCUGCCCUUGAACCUGCCCUGCCAAUUCCCACAUUGGGCUUGUCUUCGUCGUCACCUACAUAAGAUAUCCACCACUCCCACGUUCUGUCCUCGGCACCCAUCUCGUCCCUUUGAACAUCCCAACAUCAGCUUGUAUCAGCCCCAGCAUCCCUUCCAUUAACAACCAUCUUCAUCUUACCUUGGUUGCAUAAUAUUAGUUGUCUUGUUUUCCCUACUACGUGCCAACAUACACACACACACACACACACACAACACACUCAAACACACCAGAAAGAGACAGCCUCACUUCACCUCCGCGAGGGAAGCCUAUUUUAAUCACCACAGAAAUGGCAACGAUGAUGAUGUCGAAUCACUACGCCGCACAGCCCAGCGCACACUACGCCUACGGACAGCCUCAGGGCCCACCAUCGCCCCCAAUGGACGAGACAUCCAAGUGUUCCCUGCCCUCAAUCUCCAACCUGCUUGGUCUGGCCGAUGGGGGGUCGCCCACUACCGAACACUCUCCCGCGUCGCAACAAGCUUCAUCACAACACAAGCCCGAUGCUCGCCCGGAUUCAUCGCAUUACAAUAAUGCCGCUGCCCGCAGCGGUGCGCUCCCACCCACCCCGCCAAUGUCUUCCGAUGCUUCAUUCGAGGGUUAUCACUCGCCUUCGACAAAGUCUGUGAGCCAGCUGUCAGCCGCAUCGAACUACUUCUACGACGCCGCACCUGCAAUGGGCCAUGUCGAGCAGGAGGCUCAACGCCAGCAGAUGGCUCCCCGCCUCCCAAUUCAGGCGCCCUCUUACGCACAGUCGGCCUUCGCAGCCUCAUCAUACAUGGGACCACCUGCAAUGGCGUCCUACUACCCGGCUAUGCAGCCCACUCCUCCGCCGCAGCCACAGGUCUCAGGACUCUACUACCAGAGGCCACUCCCUCAUGCCUUCCCUCCUAUGCCACUCGGCGUGGCGAUGCCCUCGUCUGGUUCAAACCCCUGGCAACACCACCACUACAUCUCGCCAUCUUCAGCCGCCUCAUUCCCCCAGUCCCAGGACCGCUACAUCUGCCAGACCUGCAACAAGGCCUUCUCCAGGCCCAGCUCCUUGCGAAUCCACAGCCACUCUCACACCGGCGAGAAGCCCUUCAAGUGCCCUCACGCCGGCUGUGGCAAGGCCUUCAGCGUUCGCAGCAACAUGAAGAGACACGAGCGUGGCUGCCACAACUUUGAGACGAGCAGCAACGGAUCCCCUCUGAUGUCAUAGAGAAGAGGGCAAGAAAAAAUAAUGUCUUGUCAAGACGACAAAUUCGAUUCACAAAAGCUUAUUCUACUACGUACAUUUAAUUGGUGCGCCGCAAGUCAUGACGGGUACUUAUCAAAAGACGGGACGAUCAGACGGACGGAUACCUCGCGGUAUGCUCUCUUAUGCGCAUUACCUGGCACGGGAUGACCAAGUGUUGGCACUGGGAGGCAGCUUGGAAUGAUACCAAUUCUUUCAUCAAACGGGGUUCAGAGAAACCCCUGAUCAUCACACGGAGGGCCGGGAGGAGUUCCGGUUUGGGGAGACCCGGGGCGUCUCAACAAAACAUUCUUUUGUCACCUCCCCCCCCCCCACACACACGGUACAGGGCGUUAAGCCGGUGUUUACUUUUCGCGCCUUCGCGUUUGCUGGGAGCAUUUUCAUGGGCGCUACAUGGUUUCUGGUUUUUGUACAAAGGGGCAUGAGGUCUUGUUAACCCCCAGGGCUGGCGGGAAAAACUAUUCCCACGCGAGGACCACUCGCUUACACUAUAACUUAUUGUAUAUUUCCCCCAUGUUGAGGUCUACGCCGAUAGAUCAGACUUGCUCAUCAGGGAGCUGGUGUACGAUACUACUUACCCGUGGAGGACGGGUUUGUGUGGCUUCUUAGCUGCACUUUUCUGACAAGCUGGUGAGCUUACAAGAACAAAGUAUCAAUUGGCAUUUCAAAAUCAAGAACAAAGUAUCAAUUGGCAUUUCAAAAUCA